GCUGAAAGGACCAGCCAUUUUCCUCCCGGGCAGCAGUGUGCUGUGCUAUGCCCUGCUAUAUCCUUUAUUUACAGGGCAUAAAUCACAUCUACUGAGGGCUACAGGAGGACAGCAGGGCUUGCUGAUCAUUACUGCGGCUGAGAAUGCCUUCAAGUCCCUGCUUUGAUGAGCUGCUGACUGCUUGUACUAGGAGCUGAUUGCAGAAGAUGGAAUGCAGGCUGAUAAUGCUGCAUAUCCUUUAUCAGGCAGUGGAGUAGGGGUUUUUUGUCUUGUAAAGGCAAGGUUUCCCUGCAACGUUAUCUGAAGGGCUCAGUAUUAGCUGCUCACAAGGGAAGCUUAGUGACCCGAACAAAGGGUGUUGCCCUUUUUGUAAUCUGUGCUUCUUUUUUUUUUUCUUAAUACAAGAAGACAGCAGUAGAGAAGAAGCAGGUGUAUCACUCAUCUAGGCUCUGAGCUCCAAUACACAGCCCCUGCACCGGCUCUGGUGUUACCUUACCCUUCCUGGACAGGUCCUUCCUGAACACUUUAACUGGGGGAUCAAGGUACACAUCACUACGAUCUCCAACUACCUGCAUAACAAGGAAAUAAUCGUCACCAUCUGAUGGACUGAGGAAAAGGAUAAACCAAAGGUUUUGCCAUUGAUCUGCAGCUUCGGAGUCUGUAUUAUAAAGCUACCGAGUUCACAAGGCAAACUGAGUUCUGUAUCUUUUAACCACGAGGAAUCAAGAUGAAUACAGAUAGCGGUGGAUGUGCUCGCAAACGUACCGCAAUGUCUGUCACACUAACAGCUGUGAAGAGAGUGCAAAGUUCUCCAAAUCUGUUGGCUUCAGGGCAGGAUUCUCUUUCACCUGACUCAGAUAUCUGGAUAUCUUACAAUGAUUGUGUGAAAGAUGGUCUCAAUGGUGAUUCAAGUGGUUCCUCCCUUGCAGCAAAAGGCUUUAGAAGUGUCCGGCCAAACCUGCAGGACAGGAAGUCACCUACUCAGGCACCCCCACCUCCCCCUAGACAAGGCAGUUAUCAGAGGGCAUCAACUAAUUUCCAGCAGGGCGAGAUAAGUGGGUAUAUAGUAAGCCCAACAAGUGUUCAGUCCAAUAAGGGAAGCAUGCUUUAUUCUGCUAUGUCGAGCACAAGCAUGCAACAAAAGACUACUAGUCCACAGGUUUCAUUUUCAAAUGUUCAGUCAGAACACGUGAACAGUAAAUUUCUGGAGCAGAAGCAGGAUUCAAAAGAACGUAGAGUUUCCACCCUAAAAUUAAUUCUAAAAGAGUACUCUUCAGGUAACUCUCCCUCUAACACUUUCCCGAGAAAAGCCCAUUCUUACGUUCAACAAAACUACUCACCCAACCUCUUGCCCCAUAACCCUGUCCCUGAAAAACAUACAGCUUCACUGUCUGUUGAGAUAGCUUCAAAGCAGGACACCAAGGGAGAAGAGAAUCCUGGAUAUCAUGGACCUCCUGCAGCAAUGUCUUUGGACACUUUCAAGGCCCCUGCUAGUAUUUCUGGACAAAAGACUGCUACAGAGACACAAGUGACUCCAGUCACAGUUAAUGGGAAUUCAGGGAGUCCAGCCAGUCCCAUGAGUUACUUUCAAAGACCAUUCUCUCCAACAUAUCCCUCCCCACCAUCACACAACUCUUUGGUCAUGCAACACAACAGAACAUUAGACUCUACAGAGUCUUUCUCCCAGCAUUACCAGUCAGAUGUGACCCGGAACAGCAGCACUAUACCAAUCUGCAGGACCUCAGAAGAGGAGAAAAAAGUCACUGUAAUUAAAGCGCCACACUAUGCAGGGAUUGGACCUGUCGAUGAAUCGGGAAUACCGACAGCUAUUAGAACGACUGUUGACAGACCAAAAGACUGGUACAAGACAAUGUUCAAGCAGAUUCAUAUGGUCCACAAGCCAGACAAUGACAGUGAUUAUUCCAGUAUGACCUAUGCAUAUAAUACAGAUAACUACACCUCUUCUGUACCUGCCUAUUCACACCCCGCGGCAAAGACACAAACGUACCGGCCUCUCUCUAAAAGUAUUUCUGACAACGGCACAGAUGUGUUUAGAGUUUCAUCCCCAUUGCCACCUCCUCCGAUACCUGUGCUUCCUCCUUCUGUGCCUCAUCGCAUGCGGGAGCUGACAUCUCCGGAGAAGAAUGAGUGGGAACCACCAGACAGAAAAGUUGAUACUCGCAUGUUCCGCUCCGAACCCCGAAGUAUCUUUGAAUAUGAACCUGGAAAAUCCUCCAUCCUGGAGCAUGAAAGACCGAAUGGUCGUAUAAAUCCAGAUGAGAUAGAUUUAGAAAAUGAACCAUGGUAUAAAUUCUUUUCAGAACUGGAGUUUGGACAUCCGCCUCCUAAAAAACUAUUGGAUUAUGUGCAGGAGAGUCCCUCUCGUGUGUCUACUGAGACAUCAUUAUACCAACCAUCAAUAGAAAGAGGCAACGAAAGAACAUUCAGCUCUGCAAGUGAUUACAGAAAAAGACGGAAGUCUGAGCCCAGUGUAAGCCAUCAGAAAACCAACAGUGACCAGAAUGCAAACAGGAACAGCCUUAGCCGAACAGGAAUACAAGGCACAAGUACCACCCUGCGAAAACCUUUCAUUAACUCCUCACCUCCAUCUCCUUCACGGACUAAAGCUGAUCAAGAUUCUCCACGGAAUUAUUCCUCAGCCUUUACUGAUGUCAGCAAGAGUUCUGCAAAGAAGGGAGUACAGAAGGAGGCUGCUAGGGCCGUGUAUGACUUCAAGGCUCAGACACCAAAAGAGCUGUCCUUUAAGAAAGGAGAUACUGUGUACAUCCUCAGGAAAAUAGACAAGAACUGGUAUGAAGGAGAACAUCAUGGAAGAGUGGGAAUAUUGCCAAUUUCUUACGUUGAGAAAAUAAACCCUAAUGAGAAAUCACAGCCAGUACGACCCCCACCUCCUGCACAUGUUCGAGAGAUUGGAGAAGCAAUAGCGAAAUAUAAUUUCACUGCUGACACAAAUGUGGAGUUAACACUGAGAAAGGGUGAAAAAGUGACACUUCUUAAGAAGGUUGAUCCAAACUGGUAUGAAGGUAAAAUUCCCGGAACUAACAGACAAGGCAUCUUUCCAGUGUCCUAUGUGGAAAUUAUGAGAAAGAGUCCUUCCAAGAGCCCAGGUGAAUCCCCAGAACGAUCACUUCAUAAGAGUUACUCCACUGAGAGGUUACAUAAUUCAAGCAGCACGUUACCUUCAUCUAAGAGACUCCAUACUCCACCCCUUACUCCCAGAGCAGACUCAUCCUGUGCAGACUCUAGUAAGGGGCACUUAGAAACUGUCACUAGUGAAUGGUUGUCAUUGACUGUUGGCUUUUCACCACCAACCACACCUAUACCAACUCCUCCACCUUUUCCUGACCACGUUCUUCCUAUUCUAGAGAAGCCUACCUCCUUGCCAUUAACUGUUUUACAGCCUGAACAGUUGUUCUCAAGAGAUAUAGCUUCCCGAAUUAAGGAUGGUCAUUUUGUUCCUAUUACGUCACCAAAGACCCUUUCAGGUUGUCAUCAUCUAACCAUACCUUCGCCAAUUCCUGACACAACACUUUCCUCUCCUAUAAUUCAGCAGCUUGAGAUCCCUUCUAUGCCUGCAGCUAAUAUUGAUAGCAGUCUGACUGAACAACAGAGAACAUACUUGGACCAGACCCAGUUAAAAGGACAAAUAAGUAUCAAACAAGCCACAGAAAAUUGUUCCGAUUAUAUUAAUAUACCUGAGACUCCUGGAAAUGAACUGACUCUCUCAAAGUGUGCACCAGGGCCAUCAUCAUCAAUUAGCCCAACUCCUGCCGAUGAACAGGAAGAAGAGAUUUGUCAAGAACUAAUGUCCAUCAUUCAAGGAGUUGAGCUGGAAUGUCAGGAGUCAGGGUUUUCUAGGUGUGAACCUCAAACAGAACAACAUCCAAGACUCUACAUCGAGGAAGAUGGUGAAAGUAAAACCUUACAACAACCAGUAGAAAACGUAGUGCAACCUAUAGUAUAUCUUGAAGAAUGUUCGCCCAGUAUCAAUGCAGAGAACUCCUCCAUUUCUUCUGGAAAGCAAAGGCUUCCUGCACAUUCUCCUCCCCACAUGUCUUCUAGUCUUCCUUUUCAUGAUGACCGUGUAUCUCCACCUUCAUCCUGUCAGUCCACUGUAUCACACUCCUCUGCGCUAACAAAAUUCACAUCCAGGCAGCUGACACAAUCUCCGCGGUUAAAGACUAUUUUUAAAAGUGAUCUUGUAGUUGUUGGUAAGCCUCCUCGUAGUCCUGUGAUGUCUAGAAAAGCCUGCAGUUCACCAGUGAAAAGCCCCAAAUCCACCCAAAGGCGAGCUGCAUUAACUCAUGAACACAUCCAGGCUAUAGGGGAACCAUACCAGUCCUUGUACAACUAUACUCCACGGAAUGAGGAUGAGCUGGAAUUAAGGGAAGGGGAUGUGAUAGAGGUCAUGGAAAAAUGUGAUGACGGAUGGUUUGUAGGAACUUCUAGAAGAACAAAGUUCUUUGGGACUUUCCCUGGAAACUACGUCAAAAGGCUGUGAAUGCAAUUUUUAUGUUGGAUGCUCAACUUGUCACAUGUAUUGCUUGGAAGCACGCAUCUUUAUUUUUGACCUGAACCAGUUCAUAUGUAGUCAUGCAGCCUGCCAACAUUGUCUAGCAGUAUUAGAGCUUCCCCGGCCCAGUCCCAUCACUACUGAAAAUCUUCUAGCACCAAUCAUUACUUAUUCACUCUUUGUAAAACUGCAAUUUCAUAGGACUCACUGCCUCUAAUUAUGUGUGUUUUGGAAGCUUAGAAACACUGUGUAAGACACUGUAAGAACAUGAGGUCUUUAAAACGUUAGUCUGCUUAGAUACCAGUUCAUCGGAGCGUAUACAUGUGGGUAAAAAGGUUACCACUACGACUGCUCUCAUAACAGGUGUAUCUCAUAACCUGUUGUAUCAAGAGGUCGAUGUAGUCUGGUGACCCUGGCACUGAGAUGGCUCCCUGGUGUAGAGAAAGGCAGAGGAAACAUUAGGUCUCACUACAGUCACAUCUAUGUGAUCAGAAUAAAAUGAGAAUACACUG
Molecule: messenger RNA, 5046 nt
Organism: Bufo gargarizans (Asiatic toad)
Lineage: Eukaryota; Metazoa; Chordata; Amphibia; Anura; Bufonidae
Gene: SORBS2
Product: sorbin and SH3 domain containing 2
Exons: 28
Coding region: 728-4522 (1264 amino acids)
Cellular component (GO): plasma membrane
Molecular function (GO): protein binding
Source: RefSeq, a predicted model, not a curated record